This is a messenger RNA of Pneumocystis jirovecii RU7, 912 nucleotides long. RefSeq lists its product as uncharacterized. The coding region runs from base 1 to 912 and encodes 303 amino acids. The record is from RefSeq and is a predicted model, not a curated record. Gene Ontology annotation, molecular function: oxidoreductase activity. The transcript is spliced from 7 exons. Lineage: Eukaryota; Fungi; Ascomycota; Pneumocystomycetes; Pneumocystales; Pneumocystaceae.
AUGACUCGGAAACAAAAUCUUCUUAAUACACCUUUACAUGGGAUUUAUAUUCCAGUUGGUUUAAUUAUUGUGGGAAUUAUUAUAAUUAAUAAAAAAUAUUUAGUUCAUGGAAUAAUAUUAGCAUUUAUAUUAAGUCUUUAUAAGAUUUAUCGUGGAAAGCCAUGUAUAUCACUUCGUUCAGAUAAAUUUCAAGAGUUUGAAUUAAUUGAGAAAACUGUUAUUAAUUAUAAUUCAGCUAUAUACCGGUUUGCUCUUUACAAAAAAAAUGAUAUAUUAGGUUUACCCAUUGGACAGCAUAUUACAGUAUCUGUAACAGUUGAUGAUAAACAAGUUUCACGUCCAUAUACUCCGUGUUCAUCCGAUGAUGAUCGAGGAUAUUUUGAUCUUCUUAUUAAAUCAUAUCCUACUGGAAAAGUCUCUAAAUAUAUCGGGGAAAUGAAAAUUGGACAAACAAUACAUGUUAAGGGUCCUAAAGGACAAAUGUCGUAUUAUCCGGGUCUUGUUCGAGAAUUUGGAAUGAUUGCAGGUGGCACUGGAAUUACACCAAUGCUUCAAAUAAUUCGAGCUAUUCUAAAAAAUCCUAAAGACAAAACAAAAAUAUCUCUUAUAUUUGCUAAUGUUGCUGAAGAAGAUAUUCUUUUGAAAGAUGAAUUUGAUAUGUUAGCAAAAAAAUAUUCCAAUUUUAAGAUAUAUUAUGUUCUUAAUAAUCCCCCUCCUUAUUGGACUGGUGGUGUUGGUUAUAUUACUAAAGAUAUAAUUAAAGAACAUUGUCCUGCUCCUGCACCGGAUAUAAAAUUAUUAUUAUGUGGCCCUCCUCCGAUGAUAGUUGCUAUGAAGAAAGAAAUAGCUUUUCUUGGAUAUGAUACACCUCGUUUAAUUUCCAAAUUGACUGAUCAAGUUUUUGUAUUCUAA